UUUAAACCUAAAUCCCCCACAAUGUAAAAUAGCUCUGUCUACAGAAUCCGCCUCUCUCACCUCCCCCCACUCUCUCUGAUUAUCGCGAUUUCUAGCUCUCAUUAGGGUUUUCGUAAAUCUCGAAGUCUCGAACGAAGGAAACAAUUUCAUCGAUUUCUAAUCCCUGUUGUAAAAGGACCAAAAACAAUGUCGGGGGUAGCUGUGAUCCCCAUCUUAGAAAAGAUGACAGGAAAGGAUAAAGAUUAUAGAUAUAUGGCUACUUCAGAUUUGCUGACUGAAUUAAAUAAAGAAGGUUUUAAAGCUGAUGCUGAGCUGGAGGCGAAAUUAACAAAUACCAUUGUUCAACAGCUCGAAGAUUCUUCUGGAGAUGUUUCUGGACUGGCUGUGAAAUGCCUGCCACCGAUUGUCAAGAAGGUCAAUGAGGAUAGGGUUUUGGAGAUGGCUAAUAAACUCUGUGAUAAAUUGGUAAAUGGGAAGGAUCAGCAUCGUGAUAUUUGUAGUAUAGCAUUAAAGACGAUAGUUUCAGAAAUCUCUGCACCAUCUCUUGCUCAGCGUCUUCAAGAUGCUCUUGGCCCCCAAUUAAUGAAGGGCAUUACUAGUACUGGAAUCCGUACUGAAAUUAAGUGUGAGAACUUGGAUAUUUUAUGCGACAUGCUCAAUAAGUUUGGAAAUUUGAUGGAAAAAGAUCAUGACAAAUUGCUAGCUGCACUUCUGUCUCAAUUGAACUCAAGUCAAGCUAGUGUGAGGAAAAAGUCUAUUGCUUGCAUUGCAUCUCUUGCCUCAAGCUUGUCCGAUGAUCUUCUUGCAAAGGCGACUGCUGCAGUAGUUCAACUGUUGAGGAACACGAAUAUGAAGCCUGAAAUAAUCCGCACAAAUAUUCAAAUGGUUGGAGCUUUAAGCCGUUCCGUUGGAUAUCGUUUUGGACCACAUCUUGGUGAAACUGUCCCCUUGUUGAUAAAUUACUGCAUAAGUGCAUCAGAAAAUGACGAGGAGCUUCGUGAAUACAGUUUGCAGGCAUUGGAUAGUUUUCUUCUCAGAUGUCCCAGGGAUAUAUCUCCAUAUUGCAAAGACAUUUUAAACCUUUCUUUAGAAUACUUAAGCUAUGAUCCAAAUUUCACUGAUAACAUGGAUGAGGAUACUGAUAAUGAGGGGCUUGAGGAGGAGGAUGAAGAUGAAAGUGCAGAUGAAUAUACCGAUGAUGAGGAUGCCAGCUGGAAAGUUCGUAGAGCAGCUGCAAAGUGCUUAUCUGCUAUUAUUGUUUCCCGUCCAGAAAUGCUCUCGAAGAUGUAUUGGGAGGCAUGCCCGAAGUUGAUAGACAGAUUUCGUGAAAGAGAAGAAAACGUAAAGAUGGACGUAUUUAAUACUUUCAUUGAGUUGCUGCGACAAACUGGGAAUGUGACGAAGGGGCAUGAUAGUGAUGUGUCAAGCCCACGAUAUCUAUUGAAACAAGAAGUACCAAAAAUUGUUCGAUCAGUAAACAGGCAGCUCCGUGAAAAGUCCAUCAAGACAAAGGUGGGGGCAUUUUCACUGCUAAAGGAACUUGUUGUCGUCUUACCAGACUGCCUUGCUGAUCAUAUUGGUUCUCUUGUUUCUGGAAUUGAAAAGGCUUUGAGUGACAAGUCCUCUACGUCAAAUUUGAAAAUUGAGGCUCUGGUCUUUAUGAGAUUAGUCAUGAUUUCACAUUCACCUUCAGUUUUCCAUCCUUUCAUCCAGGCUCUUUCGAGUCCUGUAUUAUCUGCUGUUUAUGAGAGAUACUACAAGGUAGCUGCGGAAGCAUUACGAGUGUGUGGAGAGUUGGUCCGUGUUGUUCGUCCAAGUUUUGAGACUUGCACCCUCGAUUUCAAACCUUACGUUCGUCCGAUCUAUAAUGCCAUCUUGACACGAUUGGCAAAUCAGGAUCAAGAUCAGGAAGUUAAGGAGUGUGCUAUAUCUUGUAUGAGCCUAGUAAUUUCAACCUUUGGCGACAAUCUCCAGUCAGAAUUGUCUGCAUGCCUUUCUAUCCUAGUCGAUCGGAUGGGCAAUGAGAUAACACGACUAACUGCUGUAAAGGCGUUUUCAGUAAUUGCUAAUUCGCCUCUGCGGAUAGAUCUCUCUUGCGUCUUGGAGCAUGUUCUGUCAGAAUUAACAGCAUUUCUGCGGAAGGCUAACAGGUUACUGAGGCAGGCAACAUUAGGAACACUUAACUCCCUGGUUGUUGCAUAUGGUGAUCAAAUUAGUCCAUCUUCUUAUGAAGUUAUAAUUGUUGAAUUAUCCACUUUGAUAAGCGACACUGACCUCCAUAUGGCCGCACUUGCUUUGGAACUCUGCUGCACGAUUAUGACUGAUAAGAAGUCUAGUCAGACAGUUGGUCUGACUGUUAGACAUAAAGUUCUCCCUCAGGCACUCUUAUUAAUCAGAAGCUCUUUGUUACAGGGUCAAGCUUUACAAGCGCUGCAGAAAUUCUUUGCUUCAUUGGUUCAUUCUGCCAGCACAAGCUUUGAUGGACUUCUAGAUUCACUUCUUUCGAGUGCUAAACCAUCACCUCAAUCUGGUGGUCUUGCUAAACAAGCUCUAUUUUCAAUCGCACGUUGUGUGGCUGUACUUUGCUUAGCUGCUGGCAACACCAAAUGUGCAUCCACUGUAGCAAUGCUGAAAGGCAUUCUACAAGAUGACAGUACUACAAAUUCGGCUAAACAGCACUUGGCACUGCUGUGCCUUGGAGAAAUUGGCCGUAGAAAGGACCUUAGCAUGCAUGCCAACAUAGAGAAUACUGUUAUCGAGUCCUUCCAGUCUCCCUUUGAAGAGAUAAAAUCUGCAGCUUCAUAUGCUCUUGGGAACAUAGCUGUUGGAAAUCUAUCCAAGUAUUUACCAUUUAUCUUGGAUCAAAUUGAUCAUCAACAGAAGAAGCAGUACCUUCUGCUUCAUUCCUUGAAAGAGGUUAUUUCAAGGCAAUCUGUUGAUAAUGCUGGCCAGAGCGAGCUUCAGGAUUCAAAUGCUGAGAAGAUAUUGAAUUUGCUAUUUAAUCACUGUGAAAGUGAAGAAGAGGGAGUUCGCAAUGUAGUAGCUGAAUGUUUGGGUAAAAUGGCACUUAUCGAACCUGGGAAGCUUAUUCCAGCACUGAAGGUGCGAACAACCAGCCCAACAGCUUUCACAAGGGCUACAGUUGUCAUUGCUGUGAAGUACUCCAUUGUUGAGCGACCUGAAAAAAUAGAUGAAUAUAUAUACCCUGAAAUUUCCACAUUCCUGAUGCUAAUUAAGGACACUGAUCGGCAUGUUAGAAGGGCAGCAGUUGUGGCUUUGAGUACAGUUGCUCAUAACAAACCAAAUCUUAUUAAAGGGCUCCUUCCUGAGCUGUUGCCACUUCUGUAUGAUCAGACUGUUAUUAAGAAAGAAUUGAUAAGGACAGUGGAUCUUGGUCCUUUCAAGCACACUGUAGAUGAUGGGCUUGAGCUGAGAAAAGCAGCUUUUGAAUGCAUGGACACAUUACUUGACAGCUGUCUUGAUCAAGUGAAUCCUUCGAGUUUUAUUGUUCCUUACCUCUUAUCUGGACUGACCGAUCAUUAUGAUGUCAAGAUGCCUUGCCACCUUAUUCUCUCAAAGCUCGCAGAGAAAUGUCCUUCUGCUGUCCUUGCAGUUUUGGAUUCAUUGGUUGACCCUCUUGAGAGAACUAUUAAUCAUAAGCCAAAGCUAGAUGCUGUUAAGCAGGAAGUUGACCGUAAUGAAGACAUGAUCCGAAGUGCUCUUCGUGCUAUUGCCUCGUUGAGUCGCAUAAGUGGAGGUGAUUGCAGCCUGAAGUUCAAAAUGCUCAUGAAUAACAUAACAAAUACAUCCACACUUGCUGAGAAAUACAAUGCUGUGAAGAGCGAGUAGAAAGGUUUACGCCUUGCAACUGAUCCUGAACAAAGUAUACAAGAAACACAAUUAAUGGCAUUCAGAAAUAUAGACAGUUGUAUUCUCAGCAAACUCUGCCUUCUGUGCGCUGAGCUUGAACUGGAAUUGGGCUUCCAUCCAAGAGCCAGGAGCAAAGCGUUAGCAGUAGCUUUAAAUUGGAUAUUCUGGAUUUUGCUCCAAUAUUUGUAACUUAUAUUUUUCUAGGUAUAAAGUGUCAUAUAGAACAAUAGGGAGACCGUGUUUCAGGUGGCGUGCGCUUCAGUUGAGUACAUGUGGAAUAUACAAGGUGGUGUAAACUGAAUCAUGCGUCGGUCUCGUGAAAUUUUUAUUUUGAUUGCGGUCUCCUAUCGUCAUGCAUCUGAAUCUUGUGUACUUGGUAUGGUAAAUUCUUCCGCUUAUUCUCAGGGCCUUGUAGCUAAUGGCAAGGAAGAAUU
This is a messenger RNA of Asparagus officinalis (garden asparagus), 4304 nucleotides long. RefSeq names its product cullin-associated NEDD8-dissociated protein 1. The transcript has 30 exons. Bases 187 to 3849 code for a protein of 1220 amino acids. Gene Ontology annotation, biological process: protein ubiquitination; SCF complex assembly. NCBI's taxonomy places the organism in Eukaryota, Viridiplantae, Streptophyta, Magnoliopsida, Asparagales, Asparagaceae. The record is from RefSeq and is a predicted model, not a curated record. Gene Ontology annotation, cellular component: nucleus.